CAUGGCGGCCCCCGUGAGCGGUGUGGGUAAUCCCGGAGUUAGAUCUUCAUCUUUAAAUUCGACGAGUUUUCAGAAAAAAACGAGGAGCAAGCUUCUUUCUAUCCCCGGCACAAGACCUUCGGUUCAGAAUGGACAGCUUUUAGUGUCGACUGGUGUCACUUCACUAGACUUUUUACUCGGUGGUGGUUUAGCCGUUGGAGCUGUACUACUUAUUGAGGAGGACUACUAUGAUAGCUACUCCCGAAUGAUUUUAAAAUACUUUUUGGCUGAAGGAGUGGUGUGUCAACAUGAGCUUUUCGUGGCAUCAGCUCAGGAUUCUCCAAACGACAUAUUACAGGAACUUCCAUCUCCUAUCAUGGAUGAUGUUGCGAUCCCUAAACCAGUGGAGCAACCCAGGCUGUCCUCUGAGCCUCAAGACAGUUUGGACACAAUGAAGAUUGCAUGGCGCUAUCAGAAUCUUCCAAAAGUUCAGAGCACUCUUACAUCAUCAUCUCGGUUUGGCCACUAUUAUGAUGUCUCUAAGACAAUGGAAGCAGAAAUUCGCCAGGCAGCGAAGUGCCACUGCUUCAACCUGCCUGAUCAUCCCCAGCAGACAACACCAUCCUACAGUCCAACGCUGGAGUCCUACUCGGCUUUGCUGAAGUCACUUCAAGAGGUCAUUCAGAAGGAGGGCUUUGCAGUAACUGCCUCGUCGGGAAAGUCAAGAAACAUCCUGCGCAUUGGGCUUCACUCCCUUGGCUCAUCUCUCUGGGGUGAUGACCUGUGUUGCUGUGACAACCCGAAGCAUACCCACGCCCUCACAACCUUUCUUUACGGUCUGCGGGCUUUGCUGAGGUCAUCACUGGCUGUGGCUGUAGUUACUGUGCCUUCACAUCUUAUUCAGAACAGGGCUUUAAUGGGCAGGAUAGCCAAGCUGUCCGACACCGCCAUUGCACUGGAGUCAUUCAAAGGCUCUGAGAGGGAGACCAACCCACUCUAUAAAGAUUACCACGACGUGCUCCUCAGUAGACAGGCCGGGGGGUAUUCAGCUGCCACGCCGUAG
Molecule: messenger RNA, 1042 nt
Organism: Periophthalmus magnuspinnatus
Lineage: Eukaryota; Metazoa; Chordata; Actinopteri; Gobiiformes; Gobiidae
Gene: elp4
Product: elongator acetyltransferase complex subunit 4
Exons: 9
Coding region: 2-1042 (346 amino acids)
Biological process (GO): tRNA wobble uridine modification
Cellular component (GO): elongator holoenzyme complex; transcription elongation factor complex; cytoplasm
Source: RefSeq, a predicted model, not a curated record